CGUUAAUGCACACGUCUGUUUUCCAUUUAUUAAUUAAACCUAUAUGGACUGGAAUGAGGUUGUGUCGUGUGACGAAGAGGCUGUUUAUGUGUUUAGCGCUGCACAGAGCGUCUGGCUAAAUAUUCUGACUCUGAGGAUGAGUGCAUGAGUGAUGAAGUGUCUGGGAAUCAGGACUCGUCCAGAUGGGAGUCAAAGUCUGAUCCGAAAGGUGACAGGACAUUAACAAGAACCAGCUGGAAGCAGUCUCACACACAUGCACCCACGCACACACACACAGUGGUUUUUGUGUUUCGAGAGCACCUCUCAUCCAUCUAACUUUAUUCCUAACAGACAAUCAAAUUGUAAACCUUGAAAAAUUCACUGACUUGGUAGAGACCUCUAAAAUAUCCCUACAAGAUUGCAGCUUUUUUUGUCCCUGCUAGUAUUACACAGCUAAACUAGGAAUACACACACACACACAUUUUCUAAGAAAAGGACAUAUCUUGCAAUUUGUGUUGAAAAAAAAUUGCGUCUCACCGCCUUCAGCUGCAGCUUAUUAGAGUUCAUCAGAUUAUAGUCUUUACAGUUUCCCCUUUUUACUACUAUUUUUAUUCUGGAUUGUCGGAGCAAAACUGUGCUGCAAAUGUGUUGAGGGUAAAUUGAAAUAGUCAGCAAAGAGCCGCACACAUCACAUAAAUAUUAUUAUAUUGCUAUAAAAAAACACUUUACUUUUGCUCCUAAGCCUUUUCUUGAAAAAGAUGGAAAAAUAAGAUAAUUAUUUACCUUUAAAUGAUCACAAAAAAAAAAAAAGCGAUGUAACCUGGCUAAUUAGGUAUAAAUGGAACCUCUUCACUAAAUCUUUGAGAUAAUGAUGAUCUUGAAAGUGAGCUCACUUAACAGCCGACACCCUGAUUCUUUCCAUGUGUUGUGCACGAGGAAGAUAAUAAGCUAGUACAAGUUGAAGCGAUGUAAUUAAACUUUGGCUGGUUCUUCUCUUUAACAUAUGACUGUGAAUGGUGCCUGGAGAAUCCAUUGGCCUCUUCUUCCAACACACGUCUUGGUUCAUGCGACCGCACACACAAACACAAACACACGUGCACGAGCGUGUGCAGUGGUAGUGAGACUCAGCCUGGAAAUGGCAGAGACUUGAAGGAGGUCUGAGAAUGCUGAAGGUGGAGAGGGAGCCCAGUGGGAGGACAGGGGGUGGGGGAGUUGCAACUUCAGGGCAAUAUAGACCACAUGCUAUGGGAAGGAAUGCAUGUGUCUUUGUAGGACACCGAGAAGGAAAGAAGAGAGAGGCGGAGAAGAGGAAAUAAGGAAGGAGGGAGGGAGGGAGUUAAACGGAGGUUGCAGCGUGGCUCUGUGUCUGAAUGAAAGAACCUCUCUCUGUCUUGUCUGUCUGUCGCUGUGCUUAAGUACGCAGCAGCAGCAGCAAGUGAGCACAUGUCCAGAGCAAACACUCACUUCAAGCUGAAACCGUAAGCCGAUGUUUGCCGGCCAGAAGGGAAAAAUUUCACACAAGCUACGGCCAAAGGUGCAUCUUUCUCUUUCCGUCUUAUAUGGGUAAAAGAAGCUGGAUUUCUUCCGAGAAAGAACAUGUGACCACUCUUCCACCAGGACGGCUUUCCCUCCAGAAAAUGAUUUUGUGAAUAUCUGAAGACCUUUCAGAAUCUGGAUUGUGCUCUUGGAGACCUAUGGUCAGGAGAAUUCAUCAGGUUCGGUGUCUCGAUCGUCCUGCAGGACUGAUGUGUGUGGGUUGUGCUUUUAACCGGCAGAGUCCUGAGAGCUUUGUUGGUCUGUGGACCAAUCACAGACAAGUGUGAUGCUACAUCAGUGUGUUUGAUGCAGACACACAUUCACACUUGUGCACACAAGGCUGUCUGACACCGCAAGGACCAGACGGUCAGAUGAGGACCAGCAAACUGGUACAGCCCUGGAGAGAAUUUACCCUCAAGUUUGCUGGAUUAGCACUGGUGGAAAUGUAACGCAUACAGUGUAGUUGUUUUUCUGCCAACACAAAUUUCUAAAGCAUCGCCUACAAACUGCUCAGACUGAAACGUUUUUUGCAUCAACAACAGGGAAAAAAAAAAACCCAUCACCACACUAUGACUCUGCAGAUCUUUCAUCCCGUCCCCCAGUGCAAGGUGCAGCACAACCUCGUGCAUGUGCUGCUGUUGUUGCUCCUCCAGUCCUGGUGGGGGAACUGUCACCCUCAGUGUUUGGACUACAAGCCCCCGUUCGAACCCCGGCAGCCAUUGGCAUUUUGCAAAGAGUACUCCAAGUUUGGAUGCUGUGAUCUGGAGAAGGAUGAAGAGAUUUCAAAGAGCUUCUACAGCAUCAUGGAAAACUUUGACCAUUCGGGUUACGUCACGUGUGGCAAAUACAUACGCAGCAUCCUGUGUCAGGAAUGUUCUCCCUACGCUGCCCACCUGUUUGAUGCUGAAGAUGCCAACACACCCAUGCGGCUGUUGCCUGGACUGUGUGGUGACUACUGCUUUGACUACUGGAACCAGUGUCGCUACACACUCAGCCUCCUUCUGGAGAACAUGGGAAGCCCGCAGCAGUUCUCCAACCUGACAGCAAUACUGGAAGAAGAUCGCACAAAGUUCUGCGACUUUCUGGAGCUGAGAGACAAACAGUACUGCUAUCCAAAUGUGCUGACCAAUGAAGAACUGAAUGCAAACCUGGGCUCAGUACGUGAAAAUACCAAAGGCUGUCUGGAGUUGUGUUUACAGGAGGUUGCCAACGGGCUUCGCAACCCUGUGGCAAUGAUUCAUGCCGACGACGGAACACACCGCUUUUUUGUGGCGGAACAACUGGGAUACGUCUGGGUGUAUUUAGCCAACGGCUCUAGGAUUGAUCGGCCUUUCCUCAACCUCACACGCGCUGUCCUCACGUCACCGUGGUCUGGAGACGAGAGGGGAUUUCUCUGCAUCGCCCUCCACCCAAGAUUUAGGACAGUCAGGAAAGCCUACGUGUACUACUCUGUGUCAGUUAAGAGAGAGGAGAGGAUACGGAUCAGCGAGUUCACCAUGUCGACUCAUGACGAAAACCAACUGGACCACUCGUCUGAGAGAACCAUCCUUGAGGUGGUGGAGCCAGCGUCCAAUCAUAAUGGAGGACAGCUGCUGUUUGGUCAAGACGGCUACCUGUACAUUUUUAUUGGAGAUGGUGGUCGUGCAGGAGAUCCGUUUGGAAAGUUUGGCAACUCCCAGAACAAGUCAACCCACCUUGGAAAAGCGCUGCGUAUUGAUGUCGACAACAAUGAUGAUGGUGCUCCGUACAGCAUUCCAUCAGACAACCCGUUCGUGAACGAAAAAGAGGCCAAACCUGAGAUUUAUGCAUAUGGGGUGAGGAACAUGUGGCGCUGCUCUAUCGACCGUGGAGACCCAGCAACAGGCAGAGGUAGAGGCAGGAUGUUUUGUGGGGAUGUAGGCCAGAACAAAUACGAAGAGGUUGAUCUUAUCGUUAAAGGAGGCAACUACGGAUGGAGGGCAAAAGAAGGCUUCAGCUGCUACGACCGCAAACUCUGUCAAAACUCUUCUCUAGAUGACAUCUUGCCUAUCUUUGCCUACCCCCACAAGUUGGGCAAAUCAGUGACAGGGGGAUACAUCUACAGAGGAUGUCAGAUGCCCAACCUCAAUGGACUCUACAUCUUUGGGGAUUUCAUGAGUGGGCGUCUGAUGUCAUUAAAGGAGAAUGAGGCCACAGGGGAAUGGCAGUACACUGAGAUUUGUAUGGGAGCAGACCAGACCUGCAGAUUCCCUAAACUCAUCAACAGUUAUUAUAAAUACAUAAUCUCUUUUGCUGAGGAUGAGGCAGGUGAGCUGUACUUUUUAGCUACAGGAAGCCCAAGUGCCACAGCCAGAGCAGGAGUCAUCUAUAAAAUAAUCGAUCCAUCCAGGAGAGCACCACCAGGAAAAUGCAGCGUCAAACCAUCUCAUAUCAACAUAAAGGGCAAGCUAAUUCACUUUUACCCUAAAGAAGAAUUUGUAAUCAACAAAAAACCGACCACGACAGCUGUGCCCACGACGACCACGAGAAGAACAACGACCACCACCAAGAAAACACCGAGAAAACCCAUAAUAAUAAUUAAACCACCAAUGCCAACGAGAAACACAAUAAGAAAACCGCAGCCGCCCCAAUCAGCCACAACAGCACCGAGAAAAACUACAACAACCAUAAAAGCAACAAUAAAAACCACAACAUUACCCACAACUGUCCAGAUGGCCAUGGAAACAACUCCCACCACAACCGCAGCCACCGGUUAUCGUGCAACCGUCAUGACCACAGUCUACUCUAGGAUCGCUCAAACCCCGAUCACCACUCCACGUCCAACGAGAAGACCUGGGAGACCAGUUCAGUUGCCCCUUAGCACCACACCCCAACCGAUAACCUCACCCCAGCCCGCUCCUUCUUCAACACCAACAACAGCUUCAAAACGACCUCAGACAACUCUGCCACCCGAGCGUCCUGCAGCGUUGACCACCACUGGUCCACCAUCGCAAUCCAGCCCAAAACCUUCUGGACCUCUCAACAAACCUCGGCGACCAACCAAUACCUCCAUUUCUAAAAGCUUUGAGAGGAAGUUGUGGUUCAGAGAGAAGUUGGAAAGUGUUGGAGGAGUAAACCAAAUAUAUAAAAAGCCAAACGGGGGUAAAUCACGAGCAGGGAAAAGGCCAAGGGCGGGUUCAGUGCGACUUGUUAGCGCUGACGGUUUAUCAGACCGGGGUAGGGUGGAGAUCUUCAUCCGAGGAGAGUGGGGCACAGUGUGUGACGACCUUUUCACCAGUAAGUCGGGCACCGUGGUGUGUCGACAACUUGGCUUCACAAAAGUGCUCGCUGUGAUGAAGAGGGCUGCGUUGGGCGAGGCCAACGGUAGCGUCAGGAUUUUGUUGGAUGACGUGGAGUGCGAGGGCGGGGAGCGAUCACUGCUGCUAUGUAGGAGAUCCAAGGUUGGGAAACACAACUGCUCACAUGGAGAAGAUGUGGGUGUGAUUUGUGGUUAGAGCUAUAGGUCAGAGAAGCAUAGGAAGGAAAAGAAUAGGACCGUUGGUUUAUGGACAGUUCGUAACAUUAGCCCUCGACCAGCUUUUUAAAGUAAAAUUCUAAGUGCUUUUAUUCAGAGUUGGGUAUUUUACCACAUAGUGAGGAAUCACUAUUUUUUCCUCUCAAGCUGAAUUGGAUAUUAUCGGAUAUUGGAUAUUUUACUUUUUGAUUCUGUCUGGUUCUCUUUUGGCAUGAACCCCAGUCCUACUUUUAUGGUGAGGACGAUGUUCUCUGGGUUCUACGCCGUUCCCUCUCCCCUGUGAAUGUAGGAAACAUCUCUAUGGCCAUAAGCAUUUGAGUUUUGUUUCAGUUGCCUGAAUGAGCUACGGUGCUGAUAUUACACUUGUGCUGCCAGUUAUUCUAGUGUUUAGAGAAUUUACUAGUUUUCUAUCUAGACUUCGCUUUUUUUUUAAGCAUUUUUUAACAUUUUUAUACCAUUUAUAGCUCAAUUUUUAAAGUUAAUAAUACAUCUCUUGCUUGUUUUUUUUAUUGUUUUUUUUUUUACUUGUAGGCAGCCUCAAACUCUAUUUGUGUUUCAGUUGCCAUUACACAUGGCAGUCAACCUCAUUUUAUAACCUGAAUUCAAAUGUCAAGAGAAUAACAAUGUUGAAGCACAUUAUAUUGUGGGAAAUGUUUUUUUGUAUGCAAAGAACACUAAUGUCGGUUUCCUUAAUGAGUGUAAAGCAGUGAUAAAAAA
This is a messenger RNA of Cynoglossus semilaevis (tongue sole), 5725 nucleotides long. RefSeq names its product HHIP-like protein 1. The transcript is spliced from 15 exons. The record is from RefSeq and is a predicted model, not a curated record. NCBI's taxonomy places the organism in Eukaryota, Metazoa, Chordata, Actinopteri, Pleuronectiformes, Cynoglossidae. Bases 2085 to 4988 code for a protein of 967 amino acids. Gene Ontology annotation, cellular component: membrane.